GAUGAGGAACACCAGCAAAAUGUGGCGGCGGCAGCAGUGGCCAGGCCUCGGCCCCAUGCUGAAGAGCGGGGAGACGGGAUGCCGAGGCGCCGGAGGAACAUGGGAAACCGGAUGAUGGCCCAGAGGAGAGCGCAGCAGGCAGAAGACUGGAUGGAAGAGGAAGAUGAUGCUGAGGAGGUGCCAGAAUUUCAGGUGUCUGGGAAAAUCGGGGCAAAGAAGCAGAGGAAAUUAGAAGAGAAACAAGCCAGAAAAGCACAGAGAGAGGCUGAAGAAGCAGAGCGAGAAGAACGGAAAAAACUUGAGUCAAAAAGAGAGGAGGAAAGGCGGAAAGAAGAGGAGAGAAUACGUCUUGAGGAAGAACGACAGGAAGAGGAAAAAAGGAAGGCAAAGGAAGAAGAGGAGAAGAGAGAGUAUGAAGAGUACCUGAAGCUGAAGGAGAGUUUUGUAGUUGAAGAGGAAGGCGUUGAAGAAUCAAUGACAGAGGAAGAGUCUCGCAGCUUUCUCAUGGAAUUUCUCGAAUACGUUAAGAAAACAAAGGUAAUCCAGCUGGAGGACUUGGCUUCACAUUUGGGUUUAAGAACACAGGAUGCAAUUAACAGAAUCCAGGACCUGAUGGCAGAUGGCACUCUAACAGGUGUGAUUGAUGACAGAGGAAAGUUCAUCUACAUCACUCCAGAGGAGAUGGCUGCCGUGGCUCAGUAUAUCAAACAGAGAGGACGGGUUUCCAUCGCAGAGCUGGCCCAAGCAAGCAAUUCCCUGAUCAACCUCCAGCCUGACAGCCGAGCUGUUGCUCCGACUGUGGCGUGAAAUUGUGGCGUGAGAAAAAUACAGCAGGGGUUUAACCUUUUAAUGAAUAAGCCACAUAAUUAGAAACAAACAAGAACCCCUGUAGUCCAUUCACGGUGCUUGAAGAUAGGAUGCUCUUUUUAAGCAUCAGCUGCAAAGACUUGAUCAAAAGUUUUGCUUUUCGUUCUGUUAGAGCUGGUAUAAAAUAGGACAGUUGUUUGUACAACAGAGGCUAGCCAGGAACUUGGGGCUAAAACACUCUGAUGCACCUGUACCCCGGGAAUAUCAGUAAUUUAUACAUGGUUACUUUCUCUUGGCAGUCGGUCUCAUGUGACUAUGCCCAUACUUUUUAUUGUUUCCAGAUUCUGAUGUCUGUAUCGAAUAUAUUUGGGUUUGAUUGCAUUCAGAAUUCUCCAGGCUCGCUCUAUGCUUACGGAGCUGUAUAACUUUGUGGCAAUGACGUAUACAGCCCAGAAUAACAGGCGUGUAGGGGUGAGGCUUGCAGAGUUUGUCUUCUGUACCAACAUUGGAAGGAUAGAGUAAAGCGAAAAUACUGCAAGUGUGUCUCUGUUCUUACUGAAAUAUAUACUGAAACUCUAGAAAGAGUGCUUGCUAAGUUGUGAGAACUUCCUGAGGUUACUUCAGAAAACCUUUGCUAUAUAAACAUGUUUUGCUCCGUUUAUAUAAUGUAAAAAGCUCGCUCGCGGCCAAGCUGCGUUAUUUUUCUGUAGCCAAGAGACGGAAACACCUCCAGGGAAAGGCUAACUCGCCUCAUCUAUUGUGCAGGCCAAUUCUACUGAUACGAACCAGAUUCUGAUGAUUCAUCCUUUGAAGUAAGAGCCAGCUCAGUGUGUCUGAAGGCCUCAGACACCUCCGCCCCAUGGCCUUUGUGUUCUGGAUGUUUGGGGGUUUUUAAAUCAAAAAUUCAGGCACUGUGAGUCAUGCAAUUAAUGUUACAAGUAAAUGAUUAUUAAUGUAGUAAUUGUAGGGGUCAGUAUAUUUCCUGCAUACAAAUAUUUUUUUAAUAGCCUAAUUGAUGCUUUGUUAAUUCUGCUUUCUGAAAUCAACAGAAUCUAUGUGGAUAUGCAGUAAUUGGGGAGGGCAAGAAGGGCUGGUUUUGUCUCUGCCAAACUCACGGAUAACUUGAGUAGACUAAAAGCUGCGUUAUCAGUGAGAUGAGAGAGCAAUAAAACAACGGAAGGAAGCAUAUUUGCUUUUUAAUCUCUGCACUACUGCUGAACGUGACGCUCUGCAGGAGUGCUGAGUUACAGUGCAGCACCACAGGUUGAUGUGAAGGAUCGGUACGUCGUUACUGGGUUGCACAACCAUAACCAGCAAAAAGAUUACUUGAGAUUUGAGGCUCGUAAAGUCUCUUAAUUAUUCAAAAUUUGAUUUUGCCAUGAUUGUUUUUGUUCUGUCUUAAACUAUGCUUGUAAUAAAAUAAACAAUACUGAAAGAAUUGCA
Messenger RNA from Aptenodytes forsteri (emperor penguin), 2250 nucleotides. It is a transcript of the gene DDRGK1, whose product is annotated as DDRGK domain containing 1. The record is from RefSeq and is a predicted model, not a curated record. Bases 79 to 807 code for a protein of 242 amino acids. The transcript has 8 exons. Lineage: Eukaryota; Metazoa; Chordata; Aves; Sphenisciformes; Spheniscidae.